AUGAACAUGGACUCAGAAGACGGGGAGUUGUUCAUCAAGCAACUAGCCACAUUUGUGCGCACCCACGAGAAGGCAUUGGCCAACGCCCUGCAGCUGCGAAAACAGAACGCCCCGCGACAUGGUGCUUCGCACAGCGUCUCCUCGGUCACCCCCAAUGGCCUCACAUCACCCACCGUCCCAGAGAGGCCAGCCACGUCGGGUGCUUCCGCAUCUAAUGGCCUUGCCUCCGCACUGUCCUUCGGCUCCCUGAACUUCACGUCACAGUCCGCCAAGUCUGCGAAGCUCGCCCUGACGCCCCACCACCUUUUCUACCUGCUGUCGCGGUUUGAAGAACUGGCCAUACCCGUCGGCCCCAUGAAGGUCCGCCUAGAGAAUCUACACGACACGACUUCGUCAGCAAAUUACGUCUCCUUCCUCAGCCAAACGCAGAGGUCCAAGACCGGCGCCUCGGAAGUUGGCUCUAUACGAUCAGUGUCCAGCAUGCGGAGCGUAAUGUCGGGCAUGUCUGCACUCUGGUCCAACUUUGGCAUCGGAAACAACAUAUCUGCCGCCCGUGGAGAGAAGCAAAAGGCUGCUCUGCAGGCAGACCUCAAAUAUCUCUACUCGGCCUUCACCAAAAUCCCGUGCCUCCGACUAGCACCAGACUGGCGGGCAAGGCUCAUCAAGGGGUAUGAGGAAUUCCCCUUCGAUUCGGCAGUUCCACUUUACGUGUUCAAAAAUUGCCAGGCAUUGGAAGUCUGCGAUAUCGAUUUCCGACAAUUUUUUGGCUGGGAUCGCAUGGCGGACCAGUUGAGGUCCCUCACCCUCAAGAGGGCAAGCAUCGAAAAUCCCGCCGAUUUGCUCAUCGACAUCGUCCUGGACGAUAUGGACAAGAGGAGACGGCGGACAUCAAAGCAACAGAGGUCGCCGACAACGCCAUGGCCCGGCAACUCGAGCCCACGGAGGAGUAUGACAUUUGCGACCCCGGCCGAGCUUCAGAAGUCUACCUCGGCCCCAGGCUCCCCCGGCUCACGACCUGCGUUGCUCAAUCUCGGCUCUGUGGGAAGUGAAGCCGCUGUUGACGACGACAACGCGGCUCGGUAUGCCAGACGGAAGUCUGUCGCUGUCGCAACUAUUGAACCGCCACGAUCACCCACCAAGACGUCGUCCAGGCCCAGAAGUCACUCGCCAAGAAGACCUGCCAGCUCACGACACGGCUCUCAGCACAUCCGCGGCUCCCACAAAGUCCAACGGUCGGGUUCUGGCAGCUCGCAGUCGAGCCUGUCUGAUUCGUGGUAUCCAGCUAGAGGCAGCAUGAGUAACUUUCCCACCACAACCGUGCUGCCUUCGUCAAAAUGGCGCUUCUUGAGGCACCUUAGUCUUGCCGAGAACUCCCUGACCUCGAUAUCGGCAGCGAGCUUUAUGCCAUUGGCAAAUACUCUGUACUCCUUGGACCUGUCCAACAACCUCUUCAAGGAGAUUCCCGACAGUCUAGCCACACUUACGGCGCUCCGUGCCCUCAAUCUCUCAAAGUGUAUGAUUGAAUCUCUGCACUCGCUCACUCGGAACCCACUGCCAGCCAUUACUGCUCUGAAUCUUCGAGAAAACCGCCUGGAGUCGCUGGCUGGUAUUGAGAGGCUGUACCCUCUGGAGCGACUGGACCUCCGGGACAACGGCCUGAAAGAUCCAGUGGAGCUUGCGCGUCUGACAAACAUCCCCGAUAUACGCGAGAUCUGGGUCGAAGGAAACCCAUUCACAAAGACUCACAAAGACUACCGAAUCACGAUCUUCAACCUAUUCCGCCAGUCGCCUGGAUACACCGAGGAUAUCUUGAUCGAUACGGCCGGCCCCACAUCUUCAGAAAAGAGAUAUCUGGUUGAGCGUACCAAGGAGCCUCUCCCUGUACCUGUGAUUAGACCUCCAGUGCCAGAGAUCAAGGCUGUGGACGUGAGCAAGCCUACCAUUGUGUACGAUGCACCUCCCAAGUCAACGGUCUUGCGCAAAGAGCGUCCAUCCCCCAAGACGGUUGCCAGCGAGGUGAACACGAGCUCGACACGAAGGCCGCGUCGAGCACCAAAGCGACGAAUUGUGGAUCUUGCCGACACCAAGCCACUUCCACCUCGGCCGGUACUGGAAGAAGAAGAAGCUCCACCGGCCAUUGUAUCCCCUGAUUUUAAUUACCGAAUCUCACAAACACCUGAAAUCCAUCAACUCAGUCCCACGCCCGAAGCGAAUCGUGGCGUUGCGACACGGGUCAUUCCUCGCAUUGAUACCUCAACGAUACCCAAGCUGCCCCCUGUGGUCCCUGCUCAGGACAUUGGAACUCCAACAUCAUGGGCCGAACCUGAUAGAUGGGAUGCGGGUGGCGAGCUGUACCGGCGCAAGAUCGACACGCUGCGCAGUAACGUCGUCGAUGGGUAUCUGGGCGCCCUCAGCGAAGAGCGCUGGGAUACCGGUGGCACUACACAUUUUACAGAGUCACCUUUCGGUCACUCUAACUCAUCAAUACACCCGAACUCGGCUGCUCCGACCCUCCACCGUGGGAAUACCGAACUAUCGUCUGUUGCCAUCUAA
Molecule: messenger RNA, 2553 nt
Organism: Cryphonectria parasitica EP155
Lineage: Eukaryota; Fungi; Ascomycota; Sordariomycetes; Diaporthales; Cryphonectriaceae
Exons: 2
Coding region: 1-2553 (850 amino acids)
Cellular component (GO): cytoplasm
Molecular function (GO): protein kinase binding
Source: RefSeq, a predicted model, not a curated record